This is a messenger RNA of Panthera uncia (snow leopard), 1370 nucleotides long. RefSeq names its product complexin 4 (gene CPLX4). Gene Ontology annotation, cellular component: SNARE complex; terminal bouton. The coding region runs from base 139 to 621 and encodes 160 amino acids. Lineage: Eukaryota; Metazoa; Chordata; Mammalia; Carnivora; Felidae. The record is from RefSeq and is a predicted model, not a curated record. Gene Ontology annotation, biological process: synaptic vesicle exocytosis; regulation of neurotransmitter secretion; neurotransmitter transport. The transcript is spliced from 3 exons. Gene Ontology annotation, molecular function: syntaxin binding.
CAGAUGAGGCUGUGCAGAGUCCCUCGCUCUUGAACGUGUUGCCGUCGUUGAGAUUUGGAGAGUUUUGUCUUCGUUUGCUUGUUCGUCUGCCUUCGGGUUCUGCCUGAGUUUUGGCUUGAUUUUUCUGGAGCAGAAACGAUGGCUUUCUUUAUGAAAACUAUGAUCAGCAACCAGGUAAAGAACUUAGGAUUUGGUGGCGGGUCUGAAGAAAAGAAAGAAGAAGGAGGGACCUCUGAUCCUGCAGCAGCUCAAGGCAUGACUAGAGAGGAAUAUGAGGAGUACCAAAAGCAAAUGAUUGAGGAGAAGAUGGAAAGAGAUGCCGCAUUCACACAAAAAAAGGCAGAGAGGGCAUGCCUCAGAGUCCAUCUCAGAGAAAAGUACAGGCUCCCAAAGAGUGAAACGGAUGAGAACCAAAUCCAGAUGGCUGGAGAUGACGUGGAUUUGCCCGAAGAUCUCCGGAAAAUGGUAGACGAAGACCAGGAGGAGGAAGAGGACAAGGAUUCGAUUCUCGGGCAGCUCCAGAAUCUCCAGAACAUGGACUUGGACACCAUAAAAGAAAAAGCCCAGGCCACCUUCACGGAAAUGAGGCAGACGGCAGAGCAGAAGUGUUCUGUGAUGUAAGGGGCGAGGCAGGGGACGGGAGGGACCCGGGUCGAGGGGGCGGUGACCACUGUCCUAUGGAGCGUUUGGAGAACAUAUACUUACGUGUAGCACAGAAAAAUCCAUGUCGAUACACUCUCCACAGACCCAUAGACAACAACUCGAUGUUCUGAAUGUUCCCUGUAGAGCGCUUAGCUAGCACCUUCCAGGAGGGAACAUACUUUCCUUUUAAGUUAUAACGUGUGGCCCAGGGUGGCGUUUCAUCCGUGAGCGACGCCGAACACAGAUCUGCUUAAAGGUCUUUGGGACGGCCAGGAGGAAACAACGCAAAUGGCACUUCCCCUCCUCUUUCCUUUCUUAGAGGGGAGGGUCUCGCCCUCUCCCACCACUGGCAUGGCUCCAGGCCCCUCGGGAAAAGGUGUGGGAGGUCAGGGAGCCCCUGGGAUCCCAGGCUUCAGGCUCAGGAGCAAGCAAAGACCUCGUAACCUCUCACUCCCGGGCAGCCGGACACCGUUGAUGCUCCCCAUCGACUUUGGCCUUUGGACACUUCAAGGCCAAGGGGCAGUGGCAGGGAUGAAAUGAGACAGGAGGGUGGAGAAUAGACUUCACCAGCCCUUUGCAUCAUUCUACAGGCCACGUGAAGAAUGGACUUGAGGGGGUGACGUGAGAGGCAGGGGGGCAACUGGGAAGGCUGUGGCCAUUUCCACAUUCACCAUCAUCACCCUUUGCCUGAACUUGGUGAUGUCAUGGGAACAAAGUGGUGGAUGAAU